CGACUCGCUCAGGCGCAUGCUGAUUGGCUAGACUCGCCACUGGACGGAUGCAUGCGCGAAAGGCAGCAAACUCCUGUGUGCAGGGAAGAAGCCGCCGCCGCCUCAGCCUCAUUAUCCAAAACGAAUAGAGAAACGUCGAAAAAUACCUCAGGAUCCCUGGAUGCUGUGAUCAAGAAUCAUCUCUGCAUUUUAAGAGGUCACGCCUUACAAUAGAGGACUGUAGUUGACCAUUUUCCUCCCCAGACCAGGGAGCCACAGAGGUCACAUUAGCUCAGAGGAAGACCGAAUCAGCCAUGGGAAAGAAGAACCAGAACCGUGAAGAUGAUGAGGCUGCUUCCUCAGAUGAGGAAGAGUACAUGGUGGAGAAGGUCUUGGACAGGAGAGUUGUGAAGGGCCGUGUAGAAUAUUUCCUCAAGUGGAAAGGCUUUACGGACAAACACAACACGUGGGAACCAGAGAAGAAUCUGGAUUGUCCAGAGCUAAUCUCAGAGUUCAUGAAAACCUAUAAAAAGGGAAGCAGUGGAAGCCCACCCAGCAGCAAGCCCUCCAGCACAGGCUCUUCUUCGGCCCGUCCCAAAGACAGUAGCGGCAGCAGCAGCACAAGCAAGAGGAAAAACUCGGAGGAAGAGAACGGGAGUGGCAGUAAACCCAAAAAGAAAAAGGAGGAUGAGAUUCUUGUAGCAAGAGGAUUUGAGCGAGGCCUGGAGCCUGAGAAGAUUAUUGGAGCAACAGACUCUUGUGGAGACCUUAUGUUCCUUAUGAAGUGGAAGGACUCUGAUGAGGCAGACCUUGUGCUUGCAAAGGAAGCCAAUCACAAGUGCCCACAGAUCGUCAUUGCCUUCUAUGAGGAGCGUCUGACUUGGCACGAAGAUGGCGAUAAGAAGGAAAAGAGUGCCACGGCUGUUUAAAUGGCAUAAGGCGGAGGAAAGACACAGUCCUCCAAACCUUGUGCUCUUUGUCGCACUGGUGACACUCUCAUAGCCAACUUUUAACGGACCAUUUAGAAAAAGAAACAGCCAGCGAGUAAUGGAGGUUACUGCCCACCUUCAAAACCUCUGCCCACCCUUCAUGAAACCGCAUCACUCAACACCAGACAAACCGAAAGGCCAUGGUGAACUGUGGCUGCAACGGAGAGCCGUGGAAUGUGAUCUCUUUUCUCUUACUCUCUAUGAUCUUCCUUCUUUUUUUGUCAUUAUUUGUGUAUUUGUGCCCCUACAACUAUGUUCUUAUGAUGUAUUGUGUGCUAGUGUAGAUGUGAAACCAUGAAAACCCUUACAUGACAACCUAUAUUCUCAGUUGAUUUCGUAGUAUUGCUGACAUGACUGAAAAAAAAAAAAAAAAAGCGGUUGAGAUUCAGCAUUCAUCUAUAACUCUGGAUAAAGGGUUUUUCCAAUCAGGUAGAAUGAAUUUUGCUGUAUCACAGUUUUAACUGAAUUGAACUGAUUGACUUUGUUUUUGUUUUGUUUUUGCUUCUAAUUGUCAGUAAAGCCACACAACAGAACUUUACCGUAUGAUAACUCCCUGAUUCAAAUUAUGAAAAUUAUUGGCAUCCAUUUUUUUUUAACUAUCCCUCUAAAAAUGAAUAACUUUUCUAGCGUCAAAUUGGCCCUUUUUAACCAUUCUUAAUCUUUAAACCAUCACUCUUGCUUGUAGGAGGGCAGACAAUCGUCAUCACCUGAGUGUGAAAUUGGACAUUUUUUAAUUGGUUUCCACAAUUUUUCCUUGAUAUUCAUUCAAAAGUUUAACUGACAUGCUCCCUCUUGUGGCUGAUUUUGGUGAACACAUUCCCUGUUUGACCUCAAGAACUCAGAGCUGUCCUCUUUCACGUGGUAGGUUAAGCAUAUGUCUGGUUCUUAUUACUUUUUUAACCUAGAGUUGACUCAAUAAAAUUGUUUAUCAAGGUCACGUGACUACA
This is a messenger RNA of Pimephales promelas (fathead minnow), 1915 nucleotides long. The record is from RefSeq and is a predicted model, not a curated record. NCBI's taxonomy places the organism in Eukaryota, Metazoa, Chordata, Actinopteri, Cypriniformes, Leuciscidae.